This is a messenger RNA of Paracoccidioides brasiliensis Pb18, 354 nucleotides long. RefSeq lists its product as uncharacterized. Bases 1 to 354 code for a protein of 117 amino acids. The transcript has a single exon. The record is from RefSeq and is a predicted model, not a curated record.
AUGGACUCGGGAGAAGUCGGGACAACCCGGGCCAAAGAUGCAAUCAUCCCCCAGGCAAAUUUCCAAGUGCAGCCCGGCUUGUUCCGGGAAAUCCCGCCGGCAGUGGAGCUCUCAGCCUAUGACAUCGUGCGCAUUAGCAGCCGCCCCCUUUCCCAGCCAAACCAACUAAGUCUAGGACACCCGCCGCCCAGGACACCGCAGCCGACCCCCCCGAUCAAGCCUAUUCUCCAGCUUGUUCCAAGCCCUAUCUUACGCCUAUCCAACCUCGCAAACAAACCCCACCAACCCCCUUCCCCCUUCCCCCUCCCCCUCCCCCUCCCCCUCCCCACUCCCCCCUAUACCUCCAGAGCAUGA